Molecule: messenger RNA, 2282 nt
Organism: Vitis riparia (riverbank grape)
Lineage: Eukaryota; Viridiplantae; Streptophyta; Magnoliopsida; Vitales; Vitaceae
Product: RNA N6-adenosine-methyltransferase mettl16
Exons: 8
Coding region: 121-1614 (497 amino acids)
Biological process (GO): rRNA base methylation
Cellular component (GO): nucleus
Molecular function (GO): 23S rRNA (adenine(1618)-N(6))-methyltransferase activity
Source: RefSeq, a predicted model, not a curated record
UUCUCCAGAAGAACCUGAAAAUUUCAAAAAUUGGGUGCGAACCGGCCGGAAAAUUGAAAAUUUCCCGCUGAGUAUCGUCCGGAAUUUCCGAUUUUCGGUUUGUUACGGUUCGAAUCAGAGAUGGGUGGCAAGAAGAGGAGGAGAGUGGAGCGGCCGUCGAUACAUCCCCGAAACAAGUACUCCGUAAACCCGCCCGAUUUCGCCCUCUUGGCUUCCCUCUACCCAUCCUUCAAGCCCUUCGUUUUCUUGAACCGCGCCGGUCGACCCACAAUCGAUUGGACCGAUUUUAACGCCACCCGAGAGCUGACCCGAGUGCUUCUCCUCCACGACCAUGGCCUAAAUUGGUGGAUUCCUGAUGGGCAGCUUUGCCCUACAGUUCCAAACAGAUCAAACUAUAUCCAUUGGAUUGAAGAUCUUCUGUCUUCUGACAUUAUUCCUAAGACAAGCAGUGAUGGAAAUAAUGUGAGGGGUUUUGACAUUGGAACUGGAGCCAAUUGCAUUUACCCACUUCUUGGUGCAUCUCUUUUGGGAUGGAGCUUUGUUGGGACAGAUGUGACAGAUGUAGCGCUGGAGUGGGCAGAGAAGAAUGUUAAAAGUAAUCCGCAUAUUUCAGAAUUAAUUGAAAUUAGAAAGGUUGAAAGUGAUGGCAGCACCCCUUCUGGGGAGGGGUUGCAUAUUGGUGAGUCAUUCGUUGUUGAAGGUGAAAAAGAUUUAAGUGGAAUUAAUGCGGGGGACACACAGCCUUUGCCCUCAUGUUCACUUGAUGCAGAUUUGGGUUCAAAUAAAAGUUAUCAUGGGCCUCCUGUGCUCCUUGGUGUCCUGAAGGAUGGUGAGAAUCUUGACUUCUGUAUGUGUAAUCCUCCAUUUUUUGAGACCAUGGAGGAAGCAGGACUUAACCCAAAAACUUCAUGUGGUGGGACCCCAGAGGAGAUGGUUUGCCCUGGAGGAGAGCAGGCUUUUAUAACCCGUAUCAUUGACGAUAGUGUGAUUUUGAAGCAAUCUUUUCGGUGGUACACUUCGAUGGUUGGGAAGAAAUCAAACCUGAAGAUCCUUGUAUCAAAGCUUCGGAAUGUUGGAGUGACCAUAGUUAAGACAACUGAAUUUGUCCAAGGCCAAACAUGUCGUUGGGGGAUUGCUUGGUCUUUUGUGCCUUCUGCCAGGAAGAUGAUAUUGCCUCAUGUAGCCAAGAAGAACAAUCAGGCUUUCAUGCUUGAGGGUCUUCAACGCCAAUUUAGUGCCAUAAAUGUGCUACAAUCAGUUGAGUCCUUUUUCUGCACUAUCGGUGCAUCCUGUAAAUCCAAUGCUUCCUCGUUUACAGUUGAUGUUGCUAUAUCAAAUGAUCACUGUAAUGCAAUCCUGAAGACUGAAGUGCAAGGUUACAAUGAACUCAACAAUUACCAGUAUAUGCAAGAGAUUUGCGAUGGUUCAAGUUUGCCCCCUUUGUUUGAAGAACUAUGCUUCCGCAUUUCGGUUUUUCAGCAAAUUCCUGGGACACUUUUGGUGAGAGGAUCAUUAAAAGAUAGAGAAAGCCCAGGCUCAGGAGUUUUUUGGUCAAUAUUCCAACAACUAGAGGAAGUACUAAAAAAUAAGUUUUGUAGAGAAAAGGCUUCUUAGAUUUGUCGUACUCUUAUCUGGGAACACAAGUCUGAAGCUUGCGAGCUUGCUCAAUUUCUCUUUCCCUUGAUAGUUUAUGCUAGGAGGGUGACUCUUCUAUCCAUAUUUCAUCAGUCAAGAGCAACAGCUGCUAAGGAAGAUUGCACCAUCAAUAUGGGAUAUUAUUGCCAGCCUAGCUUUGUUAUGCCAUUCCAAGCUCGCCUCUACAAAAGAUCAGCAGAUGUUCCAGCUCAUUGGGUGGAUUCUAAAAUCGGAUUUUCUCAGACCACAUUUCAGUUUCCUAUUUUGGAAUUGUGGCUUGGUCUAUCAUGGUCUCCGAUAGGGCCUUAGUCAAUUUAGAUUGUCGAUUUGGGGCAGUACAAGCUUUAAGAUAGGGAUGAAAUGUACCAGCCAAUGAAAAUGUGAUGCAUCAUGGCCCCAACAAGGCGUGGAGGGUUGCCAAUACAAGCUUUAUUAUAUAGUGGGUCCAAUUUUGAGUCCUAUAUGUGCCUGAGGAUACAGGAACUGUGUUUUCUCAAAACUUUGCAAUCACAUGGUGGGGUUGCAUAUCAUCUGUGUUUCAUGUAUUCACAGGUGUUAUGGUCCAUUAAUAACAUGUGGCUAUCAUGAAAUGGACUUGAUUGAAUUCAGUUUUACUAAGUUGGAAUGUGAAAACUCUAUUGGCGAUA